Molecule: messenger RNA, 2257 nt
Organism: Abrus precatorius (Indian licorice)
Lineage: Eukaryota; Viridiplantae; Streptophyta; Magnoliopsida; Fabales; Fabaceae
Product: ankyrin repeat domain-containing protein 13C-like
Exons: 2
Coding region: 137-1906 (589 amino acids)
Cellular component (GO): cytoplasm
Molecular function (GO): protein binding
Source: RefSeq, a predicted model, not a curated record
GGGAAUGAAAACAAUUAAGGGAGUAGAAAGAGAAAGAGAAAGAGAGUUACAAAAAGCAAAGGCAGUGUCUCUCUCUAUCUUUAUUCUUUAUUCACCCUCAUAGUUUGAUCGUAUCGUAUGCAAAUUGAAGACAGUGAUGGCAAAGUCGAGUAGUGUUCCGACGUCGUUUCCGGCGAUAAAGGCAGAGCAAUACGCACACAGCGCAGUCCACAAAGCGGUGGCAAUUGGAGACCACGCCGCGCUUUCUAGAAUCAUUUCUUCUCUACCCCGAUUCCCUGACCCGGCCCAAAUCCAAACCGAGUCUGACUCGCUCACUCAGGAGCGACUCGCCGACAAAAUCUCCGCUGUCUUGGACCGCCGGGACGUCCCAUUCCGGGAGACACCUCUCCAUCUUGCCGUCCGUCUCAACGACAUUUCCGCUGUGCGAGCACUCGCCGUCGCCGGUGCCGACAUCUCCCUCCACAACGCCGCCGGAUGGAACCCUCUCCAGGAGGCUAUCUGCCGGCGGGCCACUGACAUCGCUCACCUUCUCGUGCGUCUCCACCACCGUUCCGCCUGGGCGAAGUGGCGGCGUCGCCUUCCUCGCCUCGUCGCCGCGCUCCGCCGCAUGCGCGAUUUCUACAUGGAGAUCUCCUUCCACUUCGAGAGCUCCGUCAUUCCGUUCGUCGGAAGAAUCGCCCCCUCCGACACCUACAAGAUCUGGAAGCGCGACGGCAACCUCCGCGCCGACACCACCCUCGCCGGCUUCGACGGCCUCAAAAUCCAGCGCGCCGACCAGAGCUUCCUCUUCCUCGGCGACGGCGACGCCGCACACGACGUCCCCUCGGAUUCCCUCCUUGUGCUUAACCGCGACGACCGAAAAAUCUUCGACGCCUUCGAAAACGCCGGAGCUCCGAUGAGCGAUUCCGACGCGGCGGGAUUCUGUGCCCAAACCAGCGUCUAUCGUCCUGGCAUGGACGUGACGAGGGCAGAGCUCGUGGGAAGAACCAAUUGGAGAAAACAAGAGAAGACGGAGAACGUGGGAGAGUGGAAAGCGAGGGUCUACGAAGUGCAUAACGUAGUUUUCAGUUUCCGAUCUCGGAAAGUCGCAGGUGGAGAAUCUGACGUGGCAGGGAGCGAACAGGUGCUGCCGUUAGAAUUGGAUGAAGACGAAGACGGUUUUCUCGUGGCGGAGAAUCCGAGUUUCGGAAUGCCUUUGGGUGGUUCUGACAAGAGAAGACAUAGUAGCUUCGUUCGAGAAGAGAGGGAGUGGGUCCCACUCGGGAGAAAAAGCGUGGAUUUGCCUUCCGUUACGGUCCAACCGCCCAGAAGGUCAUCGGCGUCGGGUAGAGUUGCGCUGCCGCCUCCACCGGCGACGAAAGAGAAGGAGUAUUUGAGAAGCUUGCGGCCGUCUGUGUGGCUGACGGAGCAGUUUCCGUUGAGUACGGAGGAACUGUUGCCGUUGCUGGACAUUCUGGCCAACAAGGUGAAAGCUGUGAGGAGGCUCAGAGAGUUGCUCACUACCAAGUUUCCGACGGGAACUUUUCCGGUCAAGGUAGCUAUCCCUGUGGUCCCUACGGUAAGGGUGGUGAUCACGUUCACCAAGUUCGUAGAGCUGCCACCGUUGGAGCAAUUCUACACGCCAUUUUCGAGUCCGAGGUAUUUGCUGGAUGCAGAUGAUGAUGACGAUGAGAAAAAAUCAGGAACUGGAAGUCACGCUUCUUCUUCUUCAUCUGGGGGAUCCACGUGGCUGAGGCGAAGUGGUAGCCAAUCCAGAGGUGCGGGGAGUAAGCACCAACAACGAUCUUCUUCUGGGGCUUUGGAUUCAGACCCUUUUGCUAUUCCUGCUGGGUAUACGUGGACCAAUCAUGGGGAUGAUAAAUCACGCAAAAUGAAGAAGUCCAAGUCUGUCAGAAAAUCCAAGUGAAACGCGCUUGGCACAAGAAGCAUGCGUCAUUGGGAAAUUUUGAAGUUGAAUGCGAGAUAUCAGAUAUGAAAGUAUUGUAUUGUGGUGCCAAAAGCUGCAUUCAUUGUAGUGUAAAUAUCCCCGUCUUUAUUUUUAAUUAAUUAACUGGGGCUUUGGGAAAACGGUGCUUGUUCAUAAGGAGAGGUGGCGCAGCAAGUUUUCAGAAGUUAGAACUGCGUUGCAUGGCUCACAGUUUUGUUUUAUCUAUCUUUAGUUAUAUGGAAAUUUUUUAUGGUUUUGUUUUUCAUUUUUGGAUUUGGUGCUGGGGACAGGAAGAGAGAUCAAAUUUGUCGUGCUUGCCUUUGCUUUAAU